Messenger RNA from Closterium sp. Naga37s-1, 345 nucleotides. Lineage: Eukaryota; Viridiplantae; Streptophyta; Zygnematophyceae; Desmidiales; Closteriaceae. The record is from the annotation of a GenBank genome assembly.
AUGCCUCGUAGAAGGAUUUUUCAGGCCGCCGAAAUUAGAUGCGGGGCGACGGGCGGCAGCCCGAAGGUGACGCUGCAGGGCGACGGGCGGCGGCCCGACGAGAAGCUGCGGGGCGACGGGCCGCGGCCCGACGAGGAGCUGCGGGGCGACGGGCGGCGGCCCGACGAGAAGCUGCGGGGCGAGGGGCGACGGCCCGACGAGGAGCUGCGGGGCGACGGGCGGCGGCCCGACGAGAAGCUGCGGGGCGACGGGCCGCGGCCCGACGAGGAGCUGCGGGGCGACGGGCGGCGGCCCGACGAGAAGCUGCGGGGCGAGGGGCGACGGCCCGACGAGGAGAAGAGAUGA